AGAGGAACGGGAAGAGGAGAACGGAGGAGAGAGAGAGAGAGAGAGAGAGAGAGAGAGAGAGAGAGAGAGAGAGAGAGAGAGAGAGAGAGAGAGAGAGAGAGAGAGAGAGAGAGAGAGAGAGAGAGAGAGAGAGAGAGAGAGAGAGAGAGAGAGAGAGAGAGAGAGAGAAGACAUAAAGGCUACGACAAAAACCAUGAUGAUAAUGGAGUCGAGGCGGUGGAGGAUGUCGGAUUUACAAGAAAGGACUGUUGAAAUUUGACAGAGGGCUCGUGUUGAAAGCUGGUCUUUAUUUUUUUUUAUUUUAUUUUAUUUUUUUUUUAUUUUUUCAUUUCUUUGCGUUUUGGUUUCCACAUGCUGGGUGGACAUUAAAGGAGAGGAAACGGGGAGCACCCCACGGAUGCCUCGGAAGGUAAAAACGGGGUCCACCGCUGGCGCUACAGGCAACAAGACGCAUCAGAUCUCACGGAUGUUAAUAAAGGACAUCCCGAAGAGAGCUCUGGACUGAUGGAUGAGGAUGAAAAACAGCUUUAACCCCCUCCACCCGACGACUGUGAAAUAAAGAGGAAAAAAGAAUCCUGUUUUGAUGGAUUUUUGUUAAUCAUUUAUGGUGUAGCCUGAAGGAAACGAGCCUUAGACAGCAAUGUUGAAUCACUGGUGUUGGUAAAUUAUUCAUUAGAGGUAUAGGUAGGCUAUGAUUUUGUAUUGCUUCAAUGUAGCAUCCCCCCCAUUCAUUUUGACAAUGUUUAGUCUUGUGAGAUCAUACACAUAUUUGCAGGUUUUAUUGUAUGGUUCUGUAGGCCCACUUAGUAGCCUUUAACAGCCACAGAAGAAACAGCCAAAGCAGGGGGGGAUUUUAGCGCAAGAAAUAUUUCAUAUAGACAGAAAAAAAUAUCCGGAUAGUGAGGUGUGUCGAGCUGUGAGGGAUUUGUUUUUAUUUAAUUUUUUUUUUUUUUUUUUUUUUUUUUUUUUUUUUACAAAUCCACUUUUUUUUUCUUCAAAGAAGAACAAGACGGGGGUGUAAUAAGAUACAUAUAUAUAUAGAAAAACAUGUUGCCUUCCCAAGAAGCCUCCAAGAUCUACCAUGACAAUUAUAUGCGCAACUCUCGGGCCAUCGGGGUGCUGUGGGCCAUCUUCACCAUCUGCUUCGCCAUCGUCAACGUGGUGGUGUUCAUCCAGCCCUACUGGAUCGGCGACAGCGUCAACACGCCGCAGGCUGGCUACUUCGGCCUCUUCCACUACUGCGUGGGCACCGGGCCGUCGCCCAGCCGGGAGCUCACCUGCGUGGGCAGCUUCUCCGACUUCAGCUCCAUCCCGUCCGGAGCCUUCAAGGCGGCCUCGGUGUUCGUGCUGCUGUCCAUGGUGCUGAUCCUCAGCUGCAUCGCCUGCAUGGCGCUCUUCUUCUUCUGCAACACCUCCACCGUUUACAAGACCUGCGCCUGGAUGCAGCUGCUGUGCGGAGUGUGCCUGGUGCUGGGUUGCAUGAUCUUCCCUGAUGGAUGGGACGCCGAGGUGAUCCGGGACAUGUGCGGGGAGCAGACGGGGAAAUACUCCCUGGGUGAUUGCUCUGUACGCUGGGCCUACAUGCUGGCCAUCAUGGGCAUCUUGGACGCCCUCAUCCUCUCCUUCCUGGCCUUCGUCCUGGGCAACCGGCAGACAGACUUCUAUCUUGAUGAUCUGCAGACAGACAACAAAGCGUCAUCUUUCAUUACCAAAAAGCCUCAGCUGGAUAAACAUCUUAAAGAUAAAACAAAUUUUGCUGUGUCAAGGAUUGAGGUGCGGGAUAGAAGAGAGCCACGAUACGGAGUGCAGCGUCUCCACUGAGGGCAACAACAGCACUCGAGAACUCCUUCUCUUUUCUCCUCUUUCUCUUCUCCCCCUCUACUCUCUUCUCUUCUCUCCAACGAUCAGGAUAUCACCCAAUUUCAAUGCAGACACCAAGUGUACAGGAUUCUGUAAGAUAAAAAGAAAAAAAAACAAGAAAAAAAACAACAAAACACACUGGGAUAAACUAUAUUUUGAAAAAAAAUUAUACAAGGUUGUACAGUGCAUUUAACACUCGACUUUCUCAAUGAAUACCUUUAUGAUAAAAAAAAAGAUUUACUGUAUUUAAAGUCUUGAUUUGUGUGAGAAAUUCAAUCCUUAUGAUGAAGAACCAUAAUGUCCAUCUAUUAUUUUUACCAUGGUUUCUUUCAAAUCUUGCUAUUUACUGACUUUGAGUUUCUGUGUUGUGUGCAUUCAUAGCUUCAGAGAGCAGAUUAUUGAUCCUCCUCGUACAGUGAUAGAGUCGAGACUCGCAAUACAGCAGCAAGUCCAUUAUUAAAACAUCCAAAACGCUUCAACAGGGACUCGUAUGGCUCUUCAUCUAAGGACUUUCAAAUGUGAGGAAUUUAAAGGAGUACCCCAUUGCAGCUUUACAGAACCUAACAUCUCUGGGAGAUUCUCUACUGUACAUACUGAACAAUGUAAAUAACAUUACUGCUGACAAAAACAGCCGACAACAAAACCUCAUCUGACUCUAAUGCAUUUGAGUAUAGUAUUUCUACCCUUGGUUUCAGUGUUCCUUGUACUGGAAGAGCAUCAAAGUACGUGCUAAUUCAUGGUGUUUCUGUGACUCCUUACUGCUGAUUCAGUGGGAUUACACAGAUGGGAAUGAAUCUGAUAAUAUAGCUGGAUAUUCCACAGAGAAGCAGAGCAUCCUGAAUCCAAGUGAUUGUGUUUGAUCACAAUUUUUUGACACAGAAAAACAAGACACUACCCCUUCAUCAACGUGGCCUAAAAAGAAGCCCGUUAUUGUAGUUUUUCACCCUUCAGAAUGUUAUAAAUUAUAAAUUGCUGAAUUUAACUGCAGCUAUCACAUCACAUUUAGAAAUCUGGUCUCUACUUUUUUUUGUCUGUUUUUUUUUUUUUUGUCCGAGUUCACUCCUUUGUACUAACUUGCAAUCUCAUUCUCCAGUGUGCAGUUUACUCCAGUUUAUGGUUCCAGCAUACAGUGAUCAGUUUACUCUACAGAUGUCUUAAGACUGUGUGAAUAUGGCUGUCCGAGUCGGCUCCAAGUGCUGCAUUGUCUUAAGGUGAUGUCACUUAUUUGCCUCUUUGCAGAAGCAACGCUGCUUGCAGUAGUCAUAGGAAUCAUAAGUGGGACACAAUCACUGCAAAGAAAAACACCAAAAUAAAAAAGCUAAUUCUCCUAAAAAGUACAAAAUCACUUUGAAACAUUGCCUCCGUAGGAACAGUAUUCGUCAGCAGAAUUUAGAGUUUGAUUGUAUUUUACCACAGAAACCUUCCGGUCAUGCUAGAUAUACAUGAUCUUUUUGUCAUUUUGGGCAGGGCUGUGGCCAGGAUUUUUAAAAGAUUACACUUGCUCACAAAAUAAAUAAGCCUAAAAGUAGCCAAACUGAACACAUUGUACAAAAGCGCAUUGCACUCAGCAAAAGAAAAGGAAAAGUGAAGACUAUAUCUGGUAAAACUGACUUUAAAAAUCUCUUUAUUACAGGCUGGAAUACAUUUUGUAGGUUAUUGUCCACUAAUGACUACAAUCAUUAGGAUUUAAAUUUUCUCAACAUCUUUGUAAGUCAUUUAGUGAUAUAUUACCCUGCAUCCUGUGAUAGGAAGAAAAACAAAAGAAAAAAAAACUCAGCUGUUCAUAGCUAAUUUGGAACCCUUUUAUUUGUAAUACUUUGCUGUAAAAAGUCUAUGUAGACUUCAGUGUGACAUUCAUAGUUCAUAUUCAAUAUGUUAAAUCAGGUGACACCUGCCCCUGUCCUCUACAAAGUACAAUAAUGACUGAUGACCACCUUAAGAUCAUGUCAUAAUAACAGGAAUAGGUCCCCAUUUUUAAUUCAUUGUGAAUGCUGUGCACUUAUUGGGCCUCACGCAAGAGCAUUUUCAGAUAUUGUCUUUUUCUGUGUAUACUUGUGGCGAAAUGCUUGUCUAAACCCAAUGAGCUCACUGGUGGGCAACUCAUUCACAGAAAUGCUACUAAUAAUAAGAAAAAAGUUCUCACCAUGGAUCUAAUGCAGUUGGAAAUUGUUGCUAUUGUAUUAUUAGCAACAUGCCAUCAGAGACAAUGGAAAAAUGGUUUGACAAGAAGUUACAUACUAAAUAAAAAAGCCCAUCUUAGAUAGGAGGCAGACAUGACAAAGUGACAGGAGAUUGAUGUGAGAAGACAAUACAAUAGCUAGUCUCGCUUCGCCAGCCCAUACUGUAGUACAAAGCAGUCUGGCUACGCCUCACUAUCAGUCUGCAAAGUGGAAGAAAUGUACUUGCUUGUUUGCAUUUCUUUGAACCAAUCACAAUCAAAGAUGCAGCUUUGGUGUUCCCUCAAAAUAAUGAUGGGGGAAACUGUUGUGGUGAAACAUUUACAUGCAGGUAUGCAAAUACUGUCAUUACAACAGAAAAACAAAACCUAGCAGGGCUGCCUUACUGCAAUUUUGGCAAAAACGUGAACUUCUCAGUGUGUAGGUUUCUCUCUGGAGGUUGUUGCUGUUUCCUGUAGUGAAAGGGAUGGCAACAGGCAGAUAUUGGAAGGGAAGGACAAAACCACCAGAAAUAAACGGCCAAUGGAAGACUUUCACGCACAGCCUACAAUUGGUGUGUUAGACUACACAGUAGGUGAGGCUAAAGCGUUGUGUGCAACACAGGAUGUUCCUUUAAUGGGACUUGGUUCUGUGUUUGAACAUGUGUCCCAACACAAAGUACAGUCACAUUUCACACAUGGCUGCUAGAAAACAUGAAGAUGAUUUCCUGACAGCAAGAGGAAGAACACAAUAGUGCACAAAAUGGGCAUCCAGUUUGCUUUUCUUGCACAUGCACAAUUGGCGUAACCUGCUGUGUCGAAAUUGUUGCGUUCCCUGUGGAUUCUAAUGCAGAUGAUGAAAUUUAUGUGAAGUUUUAAAAUUAAAAUCAAAAUCCAUUUUUAUAUUCUACGAAGGAUACUUGUGUGAGGCCCUUUAAGAUCAGUUGUACUGGAAUCAGCAUUGAUGUCAGCAACGAUUCAGUGAUUUUAUAACCUGGCGUGUAAAUCCCCCCACCCCAGGAAGAAAUUCAAAUGACAUAACCUCACUGUCCUCAGUGAUAGCUAAUACACUGAACUAAAGAGUAUGAUUCAUGUAGCAUCCAUACUGUGACAUGCCAACACCCCCUGAUUAUUGUUCCUCCAACAGCAUAACUUGAUGUAGCUCUUGACACACCAGUGUCACCUGUUGUUGUCCAUGCUGACGCAUUUCGGAGGGUGAUCACUGCUACACCAGCAGCAUUAAAGGUGUAAUUUCUAUUGAAUAUUUCGAACAAAGCAGCCCUGGAGGUGACCAGCUCACCAGCUUAUGUGAUAACUCGCAGGGUACUGUACUUUACUGAUUUUGAUUAUAGGAAUAUGUGCUGCUUGAAACCACAAAAAUAGUAUCUGUACCUUUAUUUGUCUAAAUAAUGAAGAUUACCUGCAAAUGUGUUCUGAUGUGGGCUGAUGGCGCUGCCUGUGUGAGUUGUGUGACUCACCAUUUUGCCCGUGAGCUAAGUUAUGGCUUCAGUAGGCUCCAGCCACUUGAUUUGUCUGCAUCAGUGACACUGAUUGUUAUACCAGUGACAACUAGGAUUCUAACGUGACAAGCUGAGGUUGCUCAGUACGACAAAGAAGGCCGCUGUAAUCCAGGGCACCAUGGGGCUUUUAUCCCUCUCUGAGCUGCACUUCAGGCUGACAUACUGUAAUUGAACCUCCUAAAGCCUGGGAAUUAGCUGUGCACACGCAUAAUUGUUUCAUAUGACAAACUGGCAUGCUCUGCCCAUUUAAGGGAAUGGUACGACCAUACUGUAAACCCUGGAAAGUAAUUAAAUCCAGUUCACUGAGCAAUUCAACCACAACAAGGUCAUCUACAUUUUGGGCUACAUCGCGAGGAAAAUACAGCCUAGUGAAGGACUCAUUAUACAGCAUUAUAUUUAACUGUAAUCCAUGUUACGCUCUGUUAGGGAUGCACUGCUAACACAUUCCUUGAGGAAGGAAGUCAAAGAAUUAAUCUUAAACUAUCACACAACACUGUUACACUUACAUUAAGAAUUCCAGUUAACCUGCUACACGUAGGUAAUGGGUUAAAGAUAAGAGGCCUAGUGUGUGUUGGAGAUCGGCUCUGUGGGUCAAACUGGGUGGGUUACUGGUGCAUCCCUACACUCUACAAAUGUAAUGAGCAGAUAGCUAGAUGUGCAGUGUGUUUUUUAGAAUGGUAGCUAGCUAACUCUCAGGAAGCUGUGUACACAGUACUGUAUUAAAGGCUCAUAAUGGAAAUGAUCCACAGACACAAGCAAGUCAAAUACACAAGUCAGACUUUGAGGUUAAUGCUCUCAUGAUGAGUUAACGGUGUCAUUGUUUAAAUGGCAUGUUGCUCUGCAGUAUUAAAGCUUUGGAUGGAAUAGCACUACUACACUGGUUUUCCAAGCUGGGCCUUUAAGACAAUAUGAAAACAGCCCUUAUGCUGAAUCUAACAAUGCUGUCCAUGCAGGCUCUGCACACACCUUUGGCCUACAUCUGUCAACCAUCUUAGGGUAGAAGUGUUGGGCCCUCAUUCAAGAAACCUUUCUUUUCACUUUUACUUUGAAUUUACUGUGCAAACAUAAAAAAGAGAAGAAAUUCAAACAGACCUCAUCCGUUUGGGAUAGCAAGACAUAUUUUUUUUGCUUUUGAUAUGUAUGUGAUCACUUGAGAAAAUCAGAACACUUUUUUUAUAUCUAAAGUUUGCAUACAGCAGGCAGUAAUGCCUCUCACACAGUAUUUACUGUGAUUUAAAUAUCUCCAUAGCGUGCAUCUCUCAUUUGGGUAUAUUUCAUGGGCCCAGGAUGUAUUUUACAACAAAUCUACAUAAAGAAUAUAACAAAGGAAAAAAGAAAGCCCUGAGGCCUAAGUGGUCGUGCCAGGCUUCCAAGCAUCAUUACCUGUGUGAUCAUUGGUCUGGUCUUCUCUCCGGGUACUCCGUUCCUGAGGACUUGACGAUGAACUGAAAAAUACCUUAACAAGGAACUGACAAUACCUUAACCCUGAUGAGCACAUAUUUGUACCACUCCAGGUGCCUCUAAGAACUCUUGAUUUAAUUCAGAUGUGGUGCAGAACCAGCAAAACAAGUAGUGACAUUGUAGUUUUUUCUACUAAAGACUACGUACUCGGACUGAGCUCUGAAGCUAGAUGGGUUUCACUGCAGAUUUGAGGUCAAUUCAGUUUCAAGUCGAAGUAUUAAACCUCAAAUAACUAAGACUAUUUUUCCCCCCUACUUAUUUAACUUACUUUGGGGAGAUGUUUUGAUAUUUAGAACUUUAAUUUUCAGUUUGUGAUUGGACUUCUAAAGCUGAAUUCACCUCAAUCUGUAUUUACAGGAUCAUCUAAAGAUGUGAAAAAGAAUGACAAGCUAAUAAAAGAGUCAAUGAGAAGUCAUUUCAAUCUCAAGCCACAAACCAAAUGUUUGUGGACUAUGUAAAUGUCAUUGAUAUGUUGAUGAUUCCAUCUUCUUUUAUCAUGCAAUAUCAUGUAUAAAGACAUAUUAUUGGGGGUGGGAUGGGUUGGGUGCGAAGGUGAAUAAUGUCCAGUGACUUACGUUAUAAUAGUUGACUUUCUGUUAACUCCUGAAAUGCAGAUGUUGCCAAAAUACCAUCAACUAUCAUAUGUUAUCAUGAGAAAAAAAAGAUAAACAACAGUUUUGGUUUUGUAUAACAAAAGAAUGAUAUACUGAUAUUGUCAAGUAAUACUGAUGAGAUCUUUGUUUUAUGUGUUAACUACAGACUCUUUUCUGUUAUGGUUUAUUUUCUAUGUAUUUUGGUAUGAUGUAUGACGAUUGUUGUUCAGUCACAUCAGACUUAAAAUCUCAGAUUCAGUUUUGACUCACUAAUGGAUGAGUGCUUGUUGAAAUCUCAACACCCAAAAAUGUACAAAAGUCUGUUUAUAAAGUUGCUUGAUUGUGGACAAGUGGACAGACUCUGAAAAAAAGCUUGUUGCUUUUCAUGGAUUAUGAUGGCAUACUGAUUUUGAUUUGAAAAUGACAAUGUCUAAUUAAUUCCUAUUUGUGAAUAGUAUUCCAACUCACCAUGAUGACAAUUUCUGUUAUUGAAACACAUUUUGAGAGGGUCGAAUAAAGAUAUUUUACAUUCAAAAACA
Acanthochromis polyacanthus (spiny chromis) is the source of this 8128-nucleotide messenger RNA. Its product is annotated as LHFPL tetraspan subfamily member 4 protein-like. Bases 1048 to 1821 code for a protein of 257 amino acids. The record is from RefSeq and is a predicted model, not a curated record. Gene Ontology annotation, biological process: sensory perception of sound; gamma-aminobutyric acid receptor clustering. Lineage: Eukaryota; Metazoa; Chordata; Actinopteri; Pomacentridae. Gene Ontology annotation, cellular component: inhibitory synapse; postsynaptic membrane; plasma membrane. Gene Ontology annotation, molecular function: GABA receptor binding. The transcript is spliced from 5 exons.